Myxocyprinus asiaticus (Chinese sucker) is the source of this 3395-nucleotide messenger RNA. RefSeq names its product vesicle transport protein USE1. The coding region runs from base 48 to 824 and encodes 258 amino acids. The record is from RefSeq and is a predicted model, not a curated record. Gene Ontology annotation, molecular function: SNAP receptor activity. Gene Ontology annotation, cellular component: SNARE complex; endoplasmic reticulum. Gene Ontology annotation, biological process: retrograde vesicle-mediated transport, Golgi to endoplasmic reticulum. The transcript is spliced from 8 exons. Lineage: Eukaryota; Metazoa; Chordata; Actinopteri; Cypriniformes; Catostomidae.
CUUUGUUGUCCGUAAAAAUCGUGCGACUUCCGCCGUGAGUGUCAAGUAUGGCCACGUCUAGACUGGAGAUCAAUUUCGUCCGAUUAUUAUCCCGCUGUGAGUCUCUGGCUUCAGAGAAAAGAGGCGAGACAGAAUGGAGACUAGAGAAGUAUGUUGGAGCUCUGGAAGAGAUGCUCAUGGCCCUUAAAAAAAAUUCCAGCAAACCAACAGCGGAAAUAUUAACGGACUACACUCGCAAAGUGGACUUCCUAAAAGGCCUUUUAGAAGCAGAAAAACUGCCAUCCUCAGCAGAGAAGUCCUUAGCCAAUCAGUUUCUGGCUCCUGGACGAACGCCAACGAUAUCCAGCGAGAGAACGCCAGCCAGUAAAACGGUGCACAUACAGAGUAAAGCGCGCUGUGUGGGAGAGAUGAGAAAAGAAUUGAUGAGCACAGGGCCGUCAAAUUCCAGUGCGUUUGAGACUGAUCUCAGACACAGAAAGAGUAUUUCUGUUGACGAGCGGCAGUCGGCAGCAGAGCUGGACGCAAUUCUUCAACACCACCAAAAUUUGCAGGAGAAACUGGCUGAGGACAUGCUAAACCUCGCUCGCAACCUUAAAAACAACACGCUCGCAGCCCAGAACAUUAUUAAACAAGACAACCAGACCCUCAGUCAGUCCAUGCGUCAGGCCGACGUGAACUUCGAGAAGCUGAAAACGGAGUCCGAGCGCCUGGAACAGCACGCCAAGAAAUCCGUCAACUGGUUCCUGUGGCUGAUGCUUAUAGUCGUCUCAUUCACGUUUAUCAGCAUGAUCCUGUUUAUAAGACUCUUCCCAAGACUUAGAUAAUAUUGUAGAUCAUUAGAACAAGCUAGAUUUAAUUUAUCUAUUAGGUUUACAUAUAGAUGCUAGCCAAGAGUUUUUUUUUUUUUUUUUUGUCUAGUAAACUUAAUUAAAUCAAGCUCAGGUGGGAUGAUUGAGAGCGAGUUUUACCCAUGAAUUUGACAUUGUUACUGUACCUGCGUGCCAUUGUGAUGUCAUAAUGAUGCAUUGUGAUGCUACACAUCCUGAAAUCUCAAUUCAUAUCUGCCCGUGUUCAGUCUUCGACAUUACAGUUGAUACUAAAUAAAGAAACAUUUUGGGUUCACCACAAGUUAAGCUCAAUCGACAGCAUUUGUGGCAUAAUGUUGAUUACCACAAAAAUGUAAUUAGACUCGUCCCUCCUUUAAAAAAAAUAAAAAAUGCACAAAUCUGGGUUGCAUUGAGGCACUUAUGAUGGAAGUGAAUGUGGCCAAUCCGUAAACGUUAAAAUACUUACUGUUUUGGGGGCCUGGGUAGUGCAGCGAGUAUUGACGCUGACUACCACCCCUUGAGUCACAAGUUAGAAUCCAGGGCGUGCUGAGUAACUCCAGCCAGGUCUCCUAAGCAACCAAAUUGGCCCUGUUGCUAGGGAGGGUAGAGUUACAUGGGGUAACCUCCUCGUGGUUGCGAUUAGUAGUUCUCGCUCUCAGUGGGGCGUGUGGUAAGUUGUGCGUGGAUCGCGGAGAGUAGCAUGAGCCUCCACAUGCUGGGAGUCUUCGUGGUGACAUGCACAGCGAGUCACGUGAUAAGAUGCGCGGAUUGACGGUCUCAGAAGCAGAGGCAACUGAGACUUGUCCUCCGCCACCCGGAUUGAGGUGAGUAACCGCGCCACCACGAGGACCUACUAAGUAGUGGGAAUUGGGCAUUCCAAAACUGGGAGAAAAGGGGAUUAAAAAAAAUAAAUACUCGCUAUUUCAGAUGUAUUGCAACAAGACAGAAAAAUAUGUGUUAACAUGAUUUUAGUGUGAUCAAAUCGAUUAUUAACCAUUUCUUUGUAAAUUUAUCAGAUUUUACAAUUUCGUUGCCAUGACAAAGUAACACCGCAAACUCUAAAACGAUCGUAAAAACGACGAUUUCGGCUCAAAUACACGUGUUUUAACAGAAUAGUUAAUGUAAGUGUUUUUAUCAAAUCAUAAAAUUCACAUUUCUGCUUUAUUAAAUCCUCCAAAAAUGUACCCUGGUCAAAAAUAUUGUGUAUUCGAUCAUUGCCAUUUUAAGUUGUAACCUCGAUUUAUUUAUUUAUUUUCUCCCCAGUGCGCUCUAAGUCCUCGUGGUGGCGUAAUCACUUGCCUCAAUCCGGGUGGCGGAGGACGAAUCUCAGUUGCCUCCACGUCUGAAACCGUCAAUCCGCACAUCUUAUUACAUGGCUUGUUGGGCACGUUACCGUGGAGACCUAGUGCGUGUGGAGACUUCACGCUAUUCUCUGCAGCAUUCACGCACAUCUCACCACGCGCCCCACCAAGAGCGAACCACAUUAUAGCGACCACGAGGAGGUUACCCCAUGUGACUCUACCCUCCCUAGCAACCGGGCCAAUUUGGUUGCUUAGGAGACCUGGCUGGAGUCACGCAGCACGCCCUGGAUUUGAACUCGUGACUCCAGAUGUGGUAGUCAGCAUCUUUACUUGCUGAGUUACGCAGGCCCACUUUUGCUUCUUUUUUUAAGAAAAGGAGGGACGAGAAUUAUUUUUUACUGUUAAUCAACAUUAUGCCAAAAUUCUGUCGAUUGAGCCUAACUUGUAUUGAACCCAGAAUAUUCCUUUAACGUAAUAGUUAAAUCUCGAAACAAAAUGUUUGUUAAAAUGAACGGUAAGUAUUAGGUAGCUUUAAAAUGGUAAUAAGUUAAUUUAUGAUUUCAUUUGCUGCUGCGUUUUCAUGGAAUAUACACCCAACAUUUUUGAAAAUAUUUAGGUGGAUUCUUAUUGAUGUAAUAAUAUUUUUGAGUUUUCGACACUAAAAAUGUCUGACAGCUUCUUUCAGAUUCGCGGUUAAUCGGUUUCUAUAUCUCGAAUAAUCGUCGAUUUAAAUGGAGCGUGCUGUUAUCCCGAUGCCUGCGAGUCGUCUUAAGUUCCGAACAAACUUGUCCAGGCUCGUAUCAAUCAUCUGGGCAAAGGAAGUGUUCUGGCAAGCAUCAGGAAGGAUUUUUGCUCAUCGGAAGCAACUCCAAUAGGAGCGACUGCUAUGAUAAAAGAGUAAAUGUCCUAUAUUUAGCUGGCGUAUGACUAAGUUAUAUAUGUGCUUGCGGUUUUCUGUAUUGCACAUGGAUCAUAUGCUUGGUUCUUGUAUGUUUAUUCAACUGUGGAGCUUUAGUUUGCUAUGUUCAAAAGGUUGUUCAAAGCUGUUUUCUGCAGCCUGACACAUGGUAAUUCAUUAUCCCGUUUUUUGUAUUCGCACAUUUGAUUGAUUCACCUGAACACAGAACAGCCAUAUACUGGUUUUUGUUCACAAAUACAGAAGUGUGUAUUAUUUUUAAAUAAUUUGACUGAUUUAUACGUUUUGAUUGUUUAACAAGUAUCAUGUUAUAAGACUCUGAGCAUGAAAAACUAAAUAAAAUAAUAAUAA